Messenger RNA from Rattus norvegicus (Norway rat), 3468 nucleotides. It is a transcript of the gene Mtnap1, whose product is annotated as mitochondrial nucleoid associated protein 1. The record is from RefSeq and is a predicted model, not a curated record. NCBI's taxonomy places the organism in Eukaryota, Metazoa, Chordata, Mammalia, Rodentia, Muridae.
UUUUUCUUUUUUUUUUUUUUCUUUUCUUUUUUUCGGAGCUGGGGACCAAACCCAGGGCCUUGCACUUGCUAGGCAAGCGCUCUACCACUGAGCUAAAUCCCCAACCCCUACCCCGAAAAGUGCUCUCUUAAAACUAGAAAACCUAUGUAUUGCCUUUGUCGUGUGCAUUUUGCAACAGCCAUUCAAUUCCCUUCAGUGUGUCAAUGUGUUCUCACUACAGUAAGAAGACUCAUUGUGCACUUGGUAGAAAACAGUUUGGGUUUGCAUUUCCCGGACGGUAAAGUGCUGGUUGCUUUAAUACACUGGUAGUUAUUUUGCUAAGUGGUUUCAGACUUUUUGUUUUUUAAUCUAUUUUACUGGCCAGGAGAUAUUUUCAGUCACGGUAUUAAGUAGUUAUAGUAUACGUGUUUCGUCAUUCAACAAAUGUCAUACACCAGCUUCAGUGUUCAAGGUGUGUCUCUGUGUGUGUUGAUUGUUUGAGAGGCAAUCUCCCUGUGUAACCGAGGCUGACAUUAACUACCACAGCUUCCUCAGAACACUGGGGUACACAAUAUGCUUUGUGUGUUUUGAGACUAUAGCCGUGCCCAGGAUACAUAUGUUUCCUGGCCUUUGGAGUUUUUUUUAAAGAAGCAGUCAUAGCUCAUAGCCGAGCUUUGCAAUUCAACGUUCUCCUUUCCCAACUCCAGAGAAUAACAAGAGAUAGAUGGUCUGUGAUGUAAAUUUCCAAAGAUUUCAAACUAAUUGAUAAUGUACGAUUUUAUAUGUAUACAAUAACCAAUUAUAUUACGAUUUAUAAGUUGGAAAUUGGGAACCAUAUCUGCUCAUUUUUAUUUUUUAUAUGUGCCUGUCGCUAUAUUAAUAUAAGCAGGGAUUCAGAUUCAUUUCUCCUGGAUUGUGGGAAAUCCUCCUCCCUUUACUUUGGAGACAGGGUCUCAUGAAUCUCAGGCUGGUCUAUUGACCUGGCCAUCCUGUCUCUAGUCCCAGGUGCUGGAGUCGUGGAUGUCUACCACAGUAUCAGGUUUUAUGCCAGGCAAGCACCAACCUACUGAGCCACACCACCAGCCGAUAAGAGUUCUGAGUCCUUACACCCCAGUGAAUCUUGGCUUGUGAAACUUUAGAAACUGUUCUAACCAGUUUUUGCACGACUCCUCAUUUCAUCCUUAAAGGACAGAGUUAAGAAGAGUGGAUGUGAUUUGUUGAACAAAUUCCUGGGAGUGGGAGGGGCUCCGAGGGAGGAACACCCACCUGGAGGCCCCUCUCACUUUUUUACUAAGUGUAUGUCUAUGUGCCUGCAUGUGUGUGUUAUAUGUGCACACAGUGCCCCAGCAGAUCAGAGGACACCAGAUUCCCCCAAAAGGAGAGUUACAGGUGGUUAUUGUUAGGUCACAAACCCAGGACAAAUGGUGCCUAUUUAAUGUGUCAUAGUGGACCUGGCCUCUGGGUUCUCCCAGCAUCCCUCAUUUCCUACCAGUUACAAGGAAGAGCCUGAGUGAUUCCAAGCCCAGGAUGGAGGUGUGCCCUUAUUGUAAGAAGCCAUUUAAGCGAUUAAAAUCCCACUUGCCGCACUGUAAAAUGACAGGAUCAUCCAUACCCGCUGAUCAAAAAGUUUCUCAGUCCAAGACAGCGACACUUACUAAAAAAGAGAAGAGGCCCACCAGAGACUUAACCAGAGCUGAAGAGAAGGAGCUAGAGAGAGAGGGUCCGAAAAGAACUGUGAAAGUGGAAACCAGCCAAGCAGAGUGGACAACUGCAGCCUCUCCGCUUCCAGAGGGUGCCUCGGAAGGCACCCAUACAACAAAAGCAGGAGAAACCAAAGAGAAAAAGCUGCUCUCCUUCCGAGUACUCAGGCGCACCAAGCCAGAGGUGACUCUGCAGAGAGUCACAGCCCCUCAGUCUCCUCCCAAGAUAGAAUCCACCAGAGAUGUGUCUGAGUCCAAGGGAAGUCCACGCUGCCCCUCAGAGACAGAAGCAUCUUCACUGGUCAGCUCAAGGGAACCUUUUUCUACUAAGCAAGACAGAGAGCAUGUGUCAGCUCAGCCUCAUGCUAAACCAGCCACUUCUGCCAGGCUCAGAUUGGACACAGCGGAUCCCCAAAGGCAGAAGCUUCUGGUAAAAUUAUUAGAUGUGCCUACUGGUGAUUGUCGUUCUCCAAAGAAUGGCAGCCAUGGGGUUCAGAGAGUAGCACCCUCAGUGUCAAGCAGGGAGAAAGACUCCCAAGAUGGAGGCCACCUCUCAGGAGUCUCUCCCCACUCUGGUGACCCCGAGACCCAAAGGUCAGAAUCACUCCUCUUGGGCCUUCACAAUGGCCUGCUGGGUAAAGCACAGGUCAGAGAGCAUCAAGAACUUGGCCUUGGGAUGGAGUUGAGCCAGAGUAAGGGAAAUACUGAGAACAGGAUGUCCGUCACAGAUGGACAGGAAGCCACUGGCUUGGGCCACCGUGGUAAGGACCCCAUUGCAGCCACAAAGGCAAAGCCAAAGGCCACCCUUGAAUUUAGGAAUGUGUUCAUGCCACCACAGGGAGCUCUGAGUCAGCCUCUCUCAGUGCCAGGGUCAGAGAGUCAGAGCCUCCCCUCUCUAGCUGUGACUUCUACUCCAGAAGAGAAAGGCCAGUUCUGUGGACAAAGUCAAGUGCCUGCCAUGACACUCAGGCACCACUUAGCGUCACACUCCGCUCAGUGUCAUAUUCCCGAGAACUUCCCCACUACCUCAGAGGCUCCUCCCAGGUCUGUGGGACUGGAGUGGUUUCCAGAACUCUAUCCUGGUUACGUUGGACUGGGGGUGUUGCCAAGGAGGCCUCAGCCUUGGAACUGGGCAGCUCAGAUGCCUCCUCUUGCCACUUUCCAGGGCAGGAGCGUCUCAAAAGUUCCUUGGUGGGAAAGAAGUUCGGCUGAUAGCAGGAGUUUGGAACCCCUGGCGCUUACAACUUCCAGCCUCCCUCUAAUGAGACUCUUGGGAGCUGUGCACAAAGGCUGGGUGCUGUGCAACACCACCAUAAAGAGGAGUGGUGUCGGACGCCUCUCGAUGCUGUUUGCUGGCUACUUUGUCCUGUGCUGUAGCUGGAGCUUCAAGCAUCUGAUGUUUUGCCUGAGUGUAUGUCUGUCUACCAAGUAUGUGCCCAGUGUCCAUGGAGGCCAGAAGAGGGCACCAGAUGCCCUGGCACAGAAUUACACUUUUGAGCUGCCUUGUAUAUGCUGGGAACCCAGCCAGGACCUUUGGAAGACCCACCACGUGCUCCCAACUGCUGAGCCAUCUCUCCAGUCUGACUUCCUCAACCAGACACGACAGCGCAUGCCUGGAAUCCCAGCAUUCAAGGGUAGAGAACUCCGAGCCACUCGGAGCUGCAGCGCUGGCGUAAGUAAGGAUGAGCGUGCCCGGGAGCCACGGAAUGUGACAGAGACUGCAGAGAAGAGACACUUUAAAUUUGUGCCAGGUCAGGGAGAGUGCAAAUAAUAAAAUGCUGAAAUCGCG